CUACAAAUGCAUAUGAUGAACUUGUUGAAAUACUUUAUCAUCCCCAAUUCAAUCUUAAUCAUGUAAUUAAGAACAUUCGGUCCUUUAGACAUUGGAGGCAAAGACUUCCUCUUAUGCCAAUAUACUCAAGACCUAUUAAUAUUUCAACUAUGAAAACUUCUUCAAAGUCUACUAAAAUUAAAAAAUGUUAUUAUUUGUUGAUUAAAGAUAUAAUUUGGAAUGUUUUAAAUAAUCCUUCUUUAAUUGACAUAUGUAUUUUGGACCUGGUCAAGAAGUUACUCAUAAAUCAGAAUACUGGCAUG
Messenger RNA from Dentiscutata heterogama, 302 nucleotides. Lineage: Eukaryota; Fungi; Glomeromycota; Glomeromycetes; Diversisporales; Gigasporaceae. The record is from the annotation of a GenBank genome assembly.